Messenger RNA from Cryptococcus wingfieldii CBS 7118, 1575 nucleotides. Its product is annotated as membrane transporter. Gene Ontology annotation, molecular function: transmembrane transporter activity. The coding region runs from base 1 to 1575 and encodes 524 amino acids. Gene Ontology annotation, cellular component: membrane. The transcript has 10 exons. NCBI's taxonomy places the organism in Eukaryota, Fungi, Basidiomycota, Tremellomycetes, Tremellales, Cryptococcaceae. Gene Ontology annotation, biological process: transmembrane transport. The record is from RefSeq and is a predicted model, not a curated record.
AUGUCUGAAAAGCACAUCGACGACGAAAAGGACAUCGGCUUCAACGCCGACGUCUCAGUACUCCCCGCCGGGACCUCCAAAGAAGACGGCCAGGCCCACCACGUUCAGCUGCACGAUGUCGACGAAGCCGCGGCUUUCGUCGCAGGAUGGAAGGGAGAGGUCACAGAGGAGAUGAGUGCAAAGAUCAGAAGAAAGUGUGACUUGCACUUGCUGCCAUUGAUGAUGUUAUUGUACUUUGUCCAGUUUACAGACAAGACGACCCUCGGAAGCAGUUCCAUCCUGGGAAUCAGGACCGAUACCAAUCUUUCACAAGCCCAGUACAACUGGCUCGGUACAAUCUUCUACCUCUCCUACCUCAUCUUUGAAUGGCCCCAAUCUGUCUUUCUCCAAAAGUUCCCACCCGGCAAAUGGAUGGCCUGCAACAUUCUGGUUUGGGCCGUGGCUCUUUGCUGCCAUGCUGCUUGUAAAAACUUUGCUGGUCUUUUCGUUUGCCGAUUCUUCCUCGGCGUCUGCGAAGGUAGUAUCACCGCCGGUUUCCUUAUCUUGACGAGCAUGUUCUACACUCAGGAAGAAGCCACCCAGAGAGUCGGCUAUUGGUUCCUCAUGAACGGUACCGCCCAGGUCUUCAACGGUAUCGUGUCUUUCGGCGUCUUGCACGUCAACCCCGACAUCAUCUCCCCCUGGAAAGUCUACAUGCUCAUCACCGGCAUCAUGACCUUGGCCGUCGGCGUCUCCUUCUGGUUCUUCAUCCCCAACAACCCCAUGACUGCCUACUUCCUCACCAAGGAGGAAAAGAUCAUUGCUAUCGAGCGUCUGAGGGGAAAGAGUACGGGUAUUGAGAACAAGACCUGGAAGCACGAGCAAUUCAUGGAAACGAUGAAGGACUGGAAGCCUUGGGCCUUUACCAUCUACGCUGCGAGUAACAAUGUUGCCAACUCGUUGACCAACCAAAACAGCUUGAUCAUCAAUUCAUUCGGCUUUACUACUUCCCAAACGACCCUCCUCGGCUGUGUCAGCGGUGUCAUUGAAAUCCUCACUAUCUACUCCUCCGUGCUCGUCAUCAAGAAAUGGAGAAACGCCCGAGGGUAUGUCGGCGCCUUCUACUCUAUUCCCAACAUCAUCUCGGGCGUUCUCAUGGUCGCGCUGCCGUGGUCGUGUAAAGGCGGGCUGCUGUUUGCCAUGUACCUCGGUGGUGUGGGUACCCCCGGAUUCGUUCUUUCCCUCUCAUGGUGCUCUACGACCAAUACGGGACAUACCAAGAAGGCCACUGCCAAUGCCAUGUUGCUCAUUGGUUAUUGUCUCGGUAACCUCCUCUCUCCCCAGAUGUGGCAAGCCAAAUACUCUCCCCGCUACUACCUCCCCUGGGGCAUUAUCCUCGGUACCUACGUGAUCAACCCCUUCAUCCUCCUCUCCAUUCGCUACUUUCUCAACCGCGAAAACAAGCGCCGAGACCGAUUGGUUGAGACGGGCCAGCUGGAGACUGAGAAGUUUGUGGAUGAGCAUGGGGAUGAGAUUGACCCGACAUUCUUGGAUAUGACUGAUCACAAGAACUUGUCUUUCCGAUACCCUCUGUAG